Molecule: messenger RNA, 3865 nt
Organism: Coregonus clupeaformis (lake whitefish)
Lineage: Eukaryota; Metazoa; Chordata; Actinopteri; Salmoniformes; Salmonidae
Gene: ushbp1
Product: Usher syndrome 1C binding protein 1
Exons: 14
Coding region: 751-2961 (736 amino acids)
Source: RefSeq, a predicted model, not a curated record
UUUUCAACAAACAAGUAACUUCCCCUUUAUAUGAUGACACAAUUCAAAUAAUUAAUAAUGCAUUUUGAAGUUUAUUAGUUCAUCAUAAACAUGAAGUGGACUUGGAAGCGCAUUAAGAAGGAUUACCAACCAUAUCGCCACUCAAAUGCUUAGCUUCUGAAAGUGGGCAUCUCAACUGAGAUAAAAACACAGUAUAAAAUCAGAGACAAACAGGAAGAGAUCAAAUGAGAGAGAGAACAAGGGCUGGGUUGGGAUCACUAUCUGACUUUUUCCCCCAAUUGCUACAAGAUGCCAAAACGCCUUUAUCUAUGUAUUGUGAUAUCCUGGAGCUGAGAUGGAGCUGGAACAGACAGAGUGCUGCCACUGAACUCCUAAAACUAGAAUACCAAUACACCAGAGGCUUCACACAGAUAGAAAGAGGAUGAGAGAUAGAAAUAGAGAAAUAGAAAGAGAGAGAGAAAUGGUGAGUGUCUGAGAGAGAGAGAGAGCGAGAGAGAGAUAGGGGGGGACGGAAAAGUGCUGCCAGUCGAGCAGGGUAGGCAGACAGCACACAGGCAGGCAGAAGUUUACAACAGAGAGAAACUGAGGAACCGUUGAAAGGUCUAAUUAUACAAUACAACAGGCAACGGGAUAGCAGUGUCUGGCUGCAGCAGCGCCACAGAGGUUAGCUCAGUUCUCAAGUGUUUAAUGGCAGUUAGUGGACAACAGAUAGAAGCAGGAGAAUCACAGUGAACUUCUGAUACAGAAGCCAUGGAGGAGUUCAAACGAGGGAGAUCUGAUACCCUGGACACACAGUCAGAGGGUGAGGAGAUGAACCCGGUUACCCUGGUAACCACAAUGGCCGCUGACCCAGAGGUGAACUCUGAGCCCUCCCAGGCAGAGCUGGCCCAGUGUGAGGCCGAGGUGGGAACUCUACUCAGCAUCAUUGCUGAACUCAACAGGAAAAUGGGCGCAUUACAAGCACCAAGUGAUCCAAAUGACCUUAAACCACAGGAGCCAGUCAUCCUCGCUCCGGCUCCAGCCUCCAUGUCCAGCCCUCCUCCAUCCCUCUGCAACCCGGAGGAACACACUGGCACUGCGUCUAAAGCACCAGUAACCAACAGAGACGGUAGUGGUGAGGUGUGGUCAGAGCUCCAGGGGGUCAUGUCUGCUCUGGAAGGUUCCAUCAACACCAGGAGGGCCUGGGCUGUCUCUAACACUGCCUAUGGUCAGGACAGACAGACGGAACACCUCACAGCCGCCAGGGACAGCUGGGUGCAAGUCACACAGGUCUUAGAGGAGAUGGAGAGAGAGUUUGGGAUCUCGUACCCGUCUGGUCUGCCCCCUGAGGAGCGUCAGCAAUACCAGAAGGACAUCCUGGCACUUCACCAGCGGAACUGUGCCCUGCGCAGCACCCUGCAGAGCAGACAGGAAGAACUGGAGGGGGCAAAGGUCACCGUAGGAGACAUGGAGGUUGAGAGGAACAGUCUACAGGAGAGGUUACUGGGUCUCCAUAAGGCGUGGCGGUCAGACAGCCUCUCUCCUCCCUACAGCUCCUCAGGGAGCUCCAGUGGUGGGGUUCUGAGUCCUGGCUGGGCCUCCCCUGUUUCCCCUUCAUUCCUUGGCUCUCCUCCCAUCCCCGGGUCACCUCUGUUCCUCAGGAGACCCACCGCCAUGGGGGUCUUCCCGUCCCUCUCCACUGGUGGGGACAUAUCCUCCUUGGCCUCCCCAUCACCGUCCCCCUGGCCUGGGAGUGUCCCACCAGGCAGCCCCUGUCCUAGCCCCAGCCCCAGCGUCAGCCUGGAGGGUGAGACAGAGAGACUACAGAGGUGCAUAGAAAGGCUGAAGGCCCGGAACGAGCAUCUGACUGCAGCUCUGGGCAGGAGAAAGGGAGAGUCAGAGCAGAUCAGUAUGACGCUCAGCAGACAGGAAGCUGACAGCACAGCCCUGCAGAUGGCUCUCCAAUACUGCGAGGAGUGUGAGGAGGCCUACAGUGAGUUACUGUCGCUGUACGAGGGCAGGAAACAGCAGGUCAUACCACACUGGAGACAGAUAGCAGGCCCGGUCAUGGAGAGUCAGCUGCCCAACAGGCCGUCCCUCUGGAGUCUAAGAACUGAGGAGUUGUCCACCUCCUUCUCAACACCAGGGGGCGCUGUGGAGACAGAAACGCACAUCCAGACCAGGUUCCAUCGCUAUUAUACUGCGGGGUCCGAGGUAGAGGGGUGCGAGGCGGACAUUCGGGAGCGUAUCGAGCGGUUGAAGCAGGACAGGGCCGCAGUGUGUGUCCCUAAGCCAGGGCCUGGGGGAGAGGGGAAUCUCAGCCCAGAUACAGGCACCCUGGGUGGGCCAAGAGGGAGCCGCGGAGGACAGGGGGGCCAGGACACCUCCAACCCCCAGAGCACCAACAGAGAGAAGGCUGUUCUGCUCUAUGAACUGGUCACUGUCAGGGAGGAGAUGUCGGAGCUGCGAGGUCUUAUCCGUCUGACGGAGAAGGAGCGGAGGUGUCUGGACUGGAGUCUGAUGGCUCAGAAGGCGCAGGAUGCAGCCGGAGCCCUGAUCUCUGAGAGCCUCGCUGAGGAGAUAGAGGACAGGAGGACAAAACAGCAGAGGACUGCUGACAACAAGAACAAGCUAAAUAUCCCUGGGCCUCAGAACCGCACCAUCCUUCGAGAGCUACAGGUCGUCCUGCAACGGGAGCAGGUGCUGAAGAGGAGGGUGUCGACGGUGAGGGAGUCUCUGGACUUGGUUCUCUCCGACAGCGCCUCUCGCAGGAGAGACAAUGAUGAACAGAUGGCUCGGCUCGCACAAGCGCACGGCAAGGCCACAGGGUCAUACCGGAAGGCUCGCAGGAAGUACAGGGAGCAGCUGUGGAGGCUGGAGUGUCAGGUGUCAGCCAUGUCAGAUCGUCACAUGACCCAGAUCGGAGCCCUGAAGGCCACGCUGGAGGCCAUGGACUGCAGGAGGGAAGAGACUGUACUCUGACUGAGCUGAGAUCAGCUUCUGGGGACAUUGGUCCUAACUUCUGGUCCAGGGUCAGAUAUUAUCCUCCAAAUGGUUAGGAUGGAGUUGGGAUUUGAGGGUUAGGAUUAGCCUCAUACUACCAUCCUGAUCUCGCGAGCUUACUUAAAUAUGUAGUAAAACCUAUUUUAUGUAAACUCGCGAAAUCAGGAUGGUAGUACGAGGCUAUGUAAGGAAUGAAGAUCAAAUAAUCUGAUCCUUGAUCUGUGAUUAGAGGCAACUACUCUAGCCAGCCCUGCCUCCAAUCUGGCCAUAGAUGUUGCUGCUGUCUUCAUUCAAGAAAAUGGCAGCAUUAUCCACAUGCUCAGAUCCAGAGAGCUGUAAGCAGCAGCUCUGAGCCUGGUCAGGAUUUGACCCUGAGGUCAUGGGUUAUUUAGCCACACAGCCUGACUCUAAAAAGCGUGGCCCUGCCACUCUGAUCUGACAGUGGAGAGGUGAUCAGGUCUGAUGUGUCCAAGCUCUUCCCCCUUCUUCCUUUCUCUCCCUCUCUUCCUCCACCCCCCCCCCUCUAUCUCAUUCACUCUCUCUUUCUCUCCUCUCCCUCUCUUCCUUCAUCUCUCCCCCUCUGCCCUGUCUGAGGUGACCGGCCAGCUGCGACUAGCAGUCAGGAGGUUAAGGCAAAGGUUGAGUGUCACACCCACCGGGUCACAGCGGUGCCUGGCUGUUGUGUCAACCUCUGAAUGGAAGGUUCAGGGGGCCAGACUAGGAGGUGAGCCCCUGCCACCCUGACUCUUGCCCUCUGUGGUAGCAGGGGUCAUCAGGGUGGGUCUGCUGCCCUGCUCCACUCUCCCUGGUUAUUUUCUCUCUCUCUCUCUCUCUCUCAACCUCUCUCUCUCAACCUCUCUCUCUCAACCUCUCUCUCUCAACC